AUGACUUUUGCUGAUAUCGAUACAAAGUCAAUCAACACAAUUCGCAUUCUUGCGAUUGAUGCCAUUGCUGCCGCAAACUCUGGUCAUCCCGGUGCCCCCAUGGGUCUCGCCCCCACUGCUCACAUCCUCUUUAAUAACUUUUUGAGAUUCAACCCCAAGAACCCUGAAUGGCUCAACAGAGACAGAUUUGUUCUCUCCAAUGGCCACGGCUGCAUGCUCCAAUACGCCCUUCUCCACCUUUACGGCUACGAUUACUCUAUUGAUGAUCUUAAGCAUUUCAGAAAGCUCAACUCUAAAACCCCAGGCCACCCAGAAGCUGAACUCCCUGGUAUCGAGGUCACAACUGGUCCCCUUGGCCAAGGUAUCUCUAACGCUGUCGGUCUUGCUAUUGGACAAAAACACUUUGCUGCCCGCUUCAACAAGCCCGGCUUUGACCUCUUCAACGGCUACACUUAUGCCAUUGCCGGUGAUGGUUGUCUGAUGGAGGGUGUUGCCUCUGAGGCUGCUUCCAUUGCUGGCCACCUCCAGCUCAACAAUCUCAUUGUCUUUUACGACGAUAACAAGAUCACCAUUGAUGGUUCCACUGAAGUGGCCUUUACAGAAGAUGUCGAUGCCCGCUUCCGCUCUUAUGGAUGGGACACUAUUGAUGUCUCCAAUGGUAACGAAGAUCUCGAUUCCAUCUAUGAGGCCAUUGUCAAGGCUAAGCAGUCUACAAAUAAGCCCACCCUCAUCAAGGUCUCCACCAUUAUUGGUUUCGGCUCAAAGCUCCAGGGUACCCACACUGUCCACGGUGCUCCCCUCAAGGCUGACGAUAUUGCUGCCGUCAAGACCAAGUGGGGAUUUAACCCUGAAAAGUCCUUUGACGUUUCCCAGGAAGUUUACGACUACUACGGUAAGACUGUCGCUAAGCACCAGCAGGAAGAGUCUGCUUGGGAAAAGCUCGUUGAAAAGUACAUUGCCGAGUUCCCCGCCGAAGGUGCCGAUCUUCAACGCCGCCUCAAGGGUGAGCUCCCCCUGGGCUGGGAAAAGGCCCUCCCCGUUUACAAGUCCUCAGAUCCUGCCGUGGCUUCCAGAAAACUCUCUGAGAUUGUUCUCACAAAGAUUUUCGACGAGGUCCCAGAGCUCAUUGGUGGCUCUGCCGAUUUGACUGGCUCUAACCUGACGCGUGCUCCUGAAUCUGUUGAUCUUCAACCCCCCAGCACCAACCUUGGUACCUAUGCCGGCCGCUACAUUCGCUACGGUGUCCGUGAGCAUGGUAUGGGCGCCAUCAUCAAUGGUCUUGCUGCCCACGGCGGUAUCAUCCCCUAUGCCGGUACCUUUUUGAACUUUGUUUCUUAUGCUGCCGGUGCUCUCCGUCUCUCUGCUCUUUCCCAGCACCAAGUCAUUUGGGUCGGUACCCAUGACUCUAUUGGUCUCGGUGAGGAUGGCCCUACCCACCAGCCUAUUGAGACUUUGGCACACUUCCGUGCUAUCCCCAACCUUCAGGUCUGGCGUCCUGCUGAUGGUAACGAGACCUCAGCCGCUUACUACCAGGCCCUGACUACCAAGCACACUCCCUCCGUCAUUGCCCUGACUCGCCAGAACCUGCCACAACUCGAGGGCUCUUCUAUUGAAAAGGCCCGUGCCGGUGGUUACACUGUUUACACUGCCUCUGAGUCUCCUGACGCCAUUAUUGUCUCUACUGGUUCCGAGGUUUCUCUGUCAAUUGACGCUGCUAAGCUGCUUGCCGAAAAGAAGGGUCUCAAGAUUAACGUUGUGUCGCUUCCUGACUGGUUCACUUUUGACCAACAGCCCCUCGACUACCGUCUCUCUGUCUUGCCUGAUGGCGUCCCUAUUCUCUCUGUUGAAGUCAUGUCGACUGUUGGCUGGGGCAAGUACGCUCACGAGAACUUUGGCAUUAACCGUUUCGGUGCUUCUGGCCCUUACAAGGAUGUUUACAAGUUCUUUGGCUUUACUCCUGAAGGAAUUGCUGACAAGGCCGAAAAGGUUGUUGAGUUUUACAAGGGCAAGUCGGUCAUUUCCCCUCUUAACCGUGCUAUUUAA
This is a messenger RNA of Magnusiomyces paraingens, 2043 nucleotides long. RefSeq lists its product as uncharacterized. Gene Ontology annotation, biological process: pentose-phosphate shunt. The coding region runs from base 1 to 2043 and encodes 680 amino acids. Gene Ontology annotation, cellular component: cytosol. The record is from RefSeq and is a predicted model, not a curated record. Lineage: Eukaryota; Fungi; Ascomycota; Dipodascomycetes; Dipodascales; Dipodascaceae. Gene Ontology annotation, molecular function: transketolase activity. The transcript is spliced from 3 exons.